UGUGUGUGUAUGAGAGUGGGAUGGAUAAAAAAGAGAGAUACAGCUCUAUGGCAUCCUUUGUUCUCUCCAUCACGUCCCUGGGGAAAGAAGAGAAGGGAGGAAAGGACGGAGGGAAGAGGGAGGAAGAGGAGACCGAAGGAAAAGGGGGAGAGGGGAGGAAGAGAGGAAGGACCUAUGCAGUGAUAUUGUUCCAGAGAAGCAGGGGAAUCCAGUGAAGGGCUUUAUUCCACCAAACUAAAAGGGGAUUUUCUGUCUGUUUUCUAGUGAUCCAGAGGACCAGCAGGUGGAUGAAAAGAACAUUGGGGAUUUUUUUUUUUUAGAUUUCAUCUACAUUUGGGACAGAGUUGUCUCUGUUCCUUUCCUCGACCAAGACCCCUGAUCACUUCAUUGUGAAUCCAGUUGAUCACCUUUACUCUAUUUGAUCUUCUGGAUACCUGAUUGGUCGAUUUUUCUUUCUUCUUGUUGAACAGCAUGCAAGACAGGCCAGAUGGGACAUGAAAGGAAAAACCAGCUCAGAAACAUAAAUAUUAUUAUUUAUUUUAAUAAUAAUAAUAUUUAGUAUUUUGUAAGGUCUUAACGGGCACUUCAUUCAUUGGUUGAUUGGUUGAUUGGCUUAUAGGCUGAUUGGUUGAUUGAAGUUAUCUCAGCAUCGUUGCAUCAUUUACACCCUAGACGUCAGGGAGAACUCUGUCUCUACUGUGUCAUUCAUCUUAUAGAGGGGUGAGUGUGUGUGUGUGUGUGUGUGUCAGUGUGUGUGCGUGCGUGUGGUAGAGACAGGGAAAGAAAAAGUGAGUAAGAGUGUCUGUGUGUGCUGUACGUCCACGUGCCUGUGUGUGUGUCAGUGAGUGUGUGAGUGUGUGUGUGUGUGAAUCAUGGCCCACGCGGCUGCCCAUCUGAAGAAGGCUCGUGAGCUGGAACAGCCCCCUGAAAUAAGGGCCAUCCAGAAAGCCAGGGAGAGACGCAGGCGACACAGAGAGAGGGCAGAGCGCAAACGCCAGUCGGACAGUAACACCAGUUUCCUGCGUGCGGCCCGGGCCGGAAACCUGGACAAGGUGUUAGGGUUCCUGAAAGACGGAGUGGACAUCAGUACCUGUAACCAGAAUGGUCUGAAUGCGCUGCAUCUGGCUGCUAAGGAGGGCCAUGAGGACCUGGUGGAGGAACUGCUGGAGAGAGGCUCUGUCGUCGAUGCUGCUACUAAGAAGGGGAACACAGCCCUUCACAUCGCCGCCCUGGCCGGACAGAAGGAAGUAGCCAGACUGCUGCUGAAGAGGGGGGCAGACGUCAACGCCCAAUCACAGAAUGGCUUCACUCCGCUCUACAUGGCCGCCCAGGAGAACCACCUGGAGGUGGUCAGAUUCCUGCUGGAGACUGGAGGGAACCAGAGCACUGCUACGGAGGACGGCUUCACCCCUCUGGCCAUCGCUCUACAGCAAGGUCACAACCAGGUCGUCUCCCUUCUGCUGGAGCACGACACCAAGGGCAAGGUGCGUCUCCCUGCUCUGCACAUCGCUGCCCGGAAGGAUGACACCAAAUCAGCUGCCCUGCUGCUACAGAACGACCACAACGCUGAUAUACAAAGCAAGAUGAUGGUUAACCGGACUACAGAGAAUGGAAAGAGUGGCUUCACCCCACUACACAUCGCUGCCCACUAUGGCAACGUGAACGUCUCCACCCUCCUGCUCAACCGGGGGGCCGCCGUGGACUUCACAGCCAGGAACGGGAUCACACCUCUCCACGUAGCGUCUAAGAGGGGGAACACUAACAUGGUGGCGCUGCUGCUGGACCGGGGAGCUCAGAUAGAUGCCAAAACCAGGGACGGCCUCACACCUCUACACUGUGCAGCGCGGAGUGGACACAACCUGGCAGUUGAGCUGCUGCUGGAGAGAGGAGCACCGAUACUGGCCAGAACCAAGAACGGCCUCUCCCCGCUCCACAUGUCGGCCCAGGGCGACCACGUGGACUGUGUCAAGCACCUACUUCAGCACAAGGCGCCGGUUGAUGAUGUCACACUGGAUUACCUGACGGCGCUUCACGUCGCCGCCCACUGCGGACACUAUCGGGUUACCAAGCUGCUGCUGGACAAGAGGGCCAACCCCAACGUUAGAGCGCUGAACGGCUUCACUCCGCUGCACAUCGCCUGUAAGAAGAACCGGGUGAAGGUGAUGGAGCUGCUGGUGAAGUACGGCGCCUCCAUCCAGGCCAUCACCGAGUCGGGGCUGACACCCAUCCAUGUGUCAGCCUUCAUGGGUCAUCUCAACAUCGUCCUGCUGUUGCUGCAGAACGGAGCCUCGCCUGAUGUCUGCAACAUCCGUGGUGAGACGGCGUUACACAUGGCUGCCCGUGCCGGCCAGAUGGAAGUGGUCCGCUGUCUCCUGAGGAACGGAGCGCUGGUGGACGCCAUGGCCCGAGAGGACCAGACACCCCUCCACAUUGCGUCCCGCCUGGGGAAAACGGACAUCGUGCAGCUGCUCCUGCAACACAUGGCCCACCCCGACGCCGCUACCACCAACGGAUACACCCCCCUCCACAUCGCCGCCCGCGAGGGACGUGUGGAGACCACCGCCGUGCUGCUGGAGGCUGGGGGCUCCCACUCCCUGGCCACCAAGAAAGGGUUCACUCCGCUUCAUGUAGCCGCCAAGUACGGAAGCCUGGAGGUGGCCAAACUGCUCCUGCAGCUCCGGGCUCUGCCUGACGACGCCGGCAAGAACGGGCUCACUCCGCUGCACGUGGCAGCUCACUAUGACAACCAGCAGGUGGCGCUGCUCCUACUGGAUAAAGGAGCAUCGCCACACUCUACCGCCAAGAACGGCUACACCCCGCUUCACAUCGCGGCCAAGAAGAACCAGACAUCCAUUGCGUUGUCUCUGCUGCAGUACGGGGCGGAGACCAAUGUCCUGACCAAACAGGGGGUCACCCCGCUACACCUCGCCGCGCAGGAGGGGCACAGCGAGAUGACCUCUCUGCUGCUGGGCAAGGGGGCGCACGUCAACAGCCCCACCAAGAGUGGUCUGUCUCCACUGCACCUCACCGCACAGGAGGACCGGGUCGGGGCAGCAGAAGUUCUGACCAAACACGACGCUCAACUGGACCAGGCGACUAAGCUCGGCUACACCCCACUCAUCGUGGCCUGUCACUAUGGAAACAUGAAGAUGGUCAACUUCCUGUUGGAGCACGGGGCCAGCGUCAACGGCAAAACCAAGAACGGGUACACUCCCCUCCACCAGGCCGCUCAACAGGGAAACACACACAUCAUCAACGUCCUGCUACAGCACGGGGCCCAGCCGAACGCCACCACCGUGAAUGGGAACACGGCUAUGUCCAUCGCCCGUCGUCUGGGUUACAUAUCGGUUGUUGACACUCUGAAGGUUGUCACAGAAGAGGUCAUCACCACGACUACGACUGUGACGUCGGAGAAACACAAGAUGAAUGUUCCGGAGACCAUGACAGAGGUUCUGGAUGUGUCCGACGAGGAGGCUCUGAGGCAAAUGGAAGACGAGGCGUGUUCUGGGGUAUUGGAGGACAUAGAAGGGGAGGACACGAUGACGGGGGAUGGAGGUGAGUACCUCAGGGCGGAGGACCUGAGGGAGCUGGGUGACGACUCUCUACCUGGACAGUACCUGGAUGGAUUCAACUACUUGAGUCAUAACCUUGACAGCAGGCCCCUUCAAAGCCCUCUUCACCACAGAGAGGGAGUCCUGAUAGAGGACAUGAUCUCCAGCCAUCAGGUGUCGUCUCUGUCCAGAGAGAACGAGAAGGAUUCCUUCAGACUUAGCUGGGGAGCAGAACACCUGGAUAAUGUGGUCUUGUCCUCUAGUCUGCUACACUCUGGCCGAUCUUCCCCGUGCCUAGACCAUGACAACAGCAGCUUCCUGGUCAGUUUCAUGGUGGACGCCAGGGGCGGGGCCAUGCGUGGUUGCCGUCACAAUGGCCUGCGCAUCAUCGUUCCGCCCCGGAAGUGUUCCGCCCCCACGCGGGUGACCUGUCGCCUGGUGAAGAGGCACCGUCUGGCGUCGAUGCCCCCCAUGGUGGAGGGGGAGGGGCUAGCCGGACGCAUCAUCGAGGUUGGCCCGACGGGGGCGCAGUUCCUGGGUAAGCUCCACCUCCCCACGGCCCCGCCCCCUCUCAACGAGGGAGAGAGUCUGGUCAGCAGGAUUCUGCAGCUGGGGCCUCCCGGCACCAAGUUCCUAGGGCCCGUGAUCGUGGAGAUCCCUCACUUUGCGGCCCUGCGGGGAUCCGAACGGGAGCUGGUCAUCCUGAGGAGUGAGAUGGGGGAGAGCUGGAGAGAACAUCACUGUGAACACACUGAGGAGGAGCUCAACCAAAUCCUCAACGGCAUGGAUGAGGGUGAGAGGGGGAGGCGGCAGGAGGAACUGAGGGAGCGGGAUGAGGAGCUGGACUCCCCCGAGGAGCUGGAGAAGAAGAGGAUCUGCCGCAUUAUCACGCGGGACUUCCCACAAUACUUUGCGGUGGUGUCGCGCAUUAAGCAGGACAGCCACCUGAUUGGUCCGGAGGGCGGGGUGUUGAGCAGUAUCCUGGUUCCUCAGGUCCAAGCCGUGUUCCCUGAGGGAGCGCUGACCAAGAAGAUCAGAGUUGGACUGCAGGCCCAGCCAAUCAGUGUGGACCUGGUGAAAAGGAUUCUGGGCAACAAGGCCACGUUCAGCCCUAUUGUUACCCUGGAGCCCAGGCGGCGGAAGUUCCAUAAGCCAAUCACCAUGACUAUCCCUGUCCCCAAGAGCUCGACCAAUGACGGAACAUCAAAUGUUUUUGGAGGGGACACGCCCACACUGCGUCUGCUCUGCAGUAUCACUGGUGGAACAACUCCUGCCCAAUGGGAGGACAUCACUGGGUCGACGCCCCUCACCUUCGUCAAACAAUGUGUUUCCUUCACCACCAACGUGUCAGCCAGGUUCUGGUUGAUAGACUGCCGUCAGAUCCAGGAGUCGGUCAGUUUCUCCACCCAGCUGUACCGGGAGCUCAUAUGCGUACCCUACAUGGCCAAGUUCGUCAUCUUUGCCAAGACCCUGGACCCCGUCGAGGCGCGGCUCCGCUGCUUCUGCAUGACGGACGACAAGAUGGACAAGACGCUGGAACAGCAGGAGAACUUCACAGAGGUGGCCAGGAGCAGAGACGUAGAGGUUCUGGAAGGAAAGCCAAUCUUCGCAGACUGUUUUGGGAACCUGGUCCCUCUGACCAAGAGUGGGCAACACCACGUCUUCAGCUUCUAUGCUUUCAAAGAGAACCGUCUUGCACUCUUUAUCAAGAUUCGUGACAGCGCCCAGGAGCCGUGUGGCAGACUGUCAUUCACAAAGGAGCCCCGGACCUACCGCAGUCUUACCCACAAUGCAAUCUGCAACCUGAACAUCACGCUGCCCACCUACUGCAAGGAGUCCGAUUCAGACCUUGACGGCGAUGACGAGAGUGAGAAGAGUGACAAGAAAUAUGACGAGACUGAGUCAACAGAGACAUACACCUUGCCAACCAAUCAGCUGCUUGACCCAGCCAUGCUGGCAAGCCCUGACCUCCUAUCAGAGGUCUCCGACAUGAGGCAGGACCUCAUGAAAAUGUCAGCCAUCUUGACAACAGAACAAACAGAAUAUCCUUGCUCUUGGGAGGGAGUAGGAAGUGGACAAGGAAGGAGAGGAAUGGAGGAUGAAAUGACAGAGCCGUUUGAGAUCAAAGGACAGGUGAAAGGGGAUAUUGAGAACGCUGGAGAGAUUUUACAUGCAGAUACUAGAAUCACAAGCCCGCUACGGGACAGCCUCAUCCAUGAGAGAUCCGAUCAAGUCAUUCUAAAGCAGGAAGGCAAACGUCAUCCUCCAGAGAUCAAAAAGCCUAUCCGGAAGAAGCUGAGGGACAGAGAACGUUCUGGAUGCAGCAGCUCGGAGGGAGAGCUGGAGAGAAUGAGCUCUCAGGAGUCCCUAGAUGGAGAUGCUGUUCUCGGGGAUCCUGGGCUAGGAGCGGGGCCUGGGUUGGGGACCCAGUCUGAGGCUGGAGAGUGUCCCGGAACUGAGAGCCAAGUGACUUCUGGGUCUGAACCCAGAGUGGAGCCUGAGACUGAAUUAAAAACACUGUCUGCCCUGAAUCAGGAUGUCAUACUGCAGGAGUCUGGGCUCGGGUCUGGCCCUGAGUGUGUAGCUGUUGUGACUUCAGGCAUGGAGCCACCAGCCUCACCCCUGAUAGUAGAAACACCUAUUGGGUCCAUAAAGGACAGGGUGAGAGCUCUGCAGAAAAAGGUUGAAGAAGAAAACGGGAAGGACGAUCGUAAGCGACAGCCCGCACAAGCACCCGUCCCACCGACCAGAACCUCCAGUGCAGUUACCAAGAAGAUGGGUGAAUCCCAGAUGCCAGAUCUCCCCAAACUUCCCAGAUCUCCGAAAUCCCCCCGGUCUCAAACGGAGAGGCUGGAGGAGACCAUGUCCGUACGGGAGUUGAUGAAGGCAUUCCAGACAGGCCAGGAUCCUUCCAAGAACAAAACUGGGCUUUUUGAACACAAAGCCAUGACCUGGUCGACAACCACCUCAUCUAGCUCAGAGGUUGGGAUCUCCAGAGACACCUCCAGGUCUGAACCGAGCCCUGUGGGACAUCUGCUGACACAAUCUCCAAAUGCCAUAUUUCUCUAUCCACAAAGUAUCGUGACCCACGGCAACAGAGAUGCAGACAGUGGAUCACACAUGACCUUAGUAGGGAACUACACUGGGCAAUCUGACGUAGCUCAAGUCACUGUUCAAUUUGAAAACUCAGUGGCCAUCAUUGACAGAACACAAGCCGAGGAUGGAGUGACCUUCUCAGACAAGACUCAACCGGAGGAUUCUGGGAACAGCCCAGAGAUGAUGAAGUUGGAGGAACCAGAGAUUGGGGCAGACAGGAGGUAUUCCAUAGAACUGCAGAUUAGCCCAGACCGAAGACCCUCAGAGGACUUCAGCGCAGACAUUAGGGCGGAGCUGGAGGACAGUCCGGAGUACCAACUGUUCAGACAGACCUCGACCAUAUCAGGCAAAAAGUACCAGGCUGAAGCAACCACAGACGAAUUCCCAGAACCACACCCCAAUGCCAACAUAACAUUUAUAUUAAGCCGCAGUGUGGAUAAUGAUGAGGGGGGUGCAUUCGUCACUAAAGGUGAGGACCAGAUGGGAGAUGAAAUUUCUCAGAUGCACAAAGGCUUGUCAGACUUUCCUGGUACCAGCAUGGAAACAAAGAAGCACCAUUCCAGCUCAGGGGAGAGUGAGAAACUUGAAGGACUGGCAGACACUCCACAAAUGAGCCCAGAAGAACUCACAUUCCCCACUAAACACCUUGAUUUGUCCACAGUGGAUAAUGAAACUGACAAGACAGAAGGGUUGAAAGACCUUAAAGAUAAAAUCCAUGACAAUGAAGAAAUCUUUUCAGAUACCGAUACUGUGUCUCAGGUUCAGGAACCUAUUCUUCAAGAAGUCAGGAUAGAAAGGAAGACUUCUUGGACAACUGUUGAAGUUAGAAAUAUGUCAGGCAUGGAGCAACUCCUCAGUGGAGAUUUGGACCAGUACCUAGAAGAGAGACCAUCCCUGGUUUGUGACACCAAAAAGAUGACCGUUCUGGAACCAAUGAUACAAGAAGUCAAGAUUGAAAGGAAAAAUAUUUUAAGCCCAACUGUAAAAGUCAGAAAUAUGUCAGGCAUGGAAGCACUUCUCAGUGGAGAUUUGGACCAGUACCUUGAACAGAUACCUGUUGUUCACCCCGGUUCUAAACAGGAAACAUUCCAGCAGCAAAACAUAGAGAAGGUCAUCCUGACCAGGAAUGAUGUGCAAGAAUCACACACUUUCCCCACCGAGGAGGUAGACAUGUCAGCAGCACAUACUGAAACAGAAAGAGUAGAUGGGUGGACAUUGGAAAACACAGAUGAUGCCGUUCUUGGGGCAGAAUUAGUGACAGUUCAAAAACCGAUGUUGCAAGAAGUCAAGAUGGAAGAUAAGAACUCAUUUACAACAGUUAGAGAGGAUAGAGAUAUGUCAGGAAUGGAGUCCUUCCUCAGUGGAGACUUGAAUCAUUACCUUGAAGAGAGAACACAACCUGUUUUUGACACUGAAAGCAUGAAAGAUCAGGAACUGAUGUUGCAAGAAGUCAAAAAGGAAAGGAAGACCUCUGCCAGAUCUCUAACUGUAGAUGUUAAAGACAUGUCAGGAAUGGAGGCACUUCUAUGUGGAGAUUUGGAACAGGACCUAGAACCGGUACCAUUAGAGGUUGAAGAUACCUUCAGUGGGGAUCAGUACCUUGAACCGAAACAUGUGAUGUCCAGUCAUUUGUUAGAGGAGGGAUUGAAAUGGGAAACCCACUCUUCCUCUGUUGACCAGGAAGAUGAUUCCACAGUAGUCGAAGUAACAGAACAAGAAGAUAUAGUGAAAUUAAAAGAAGUGGGACAUGAGAGGGGCUGUGAUAUUAAUGUUGAAGAUUACUUAUUGCAGGACCAUUCAGCUGGGGAAGUAUUGGAACAGUCAGUCACAAAAGCAGCACAUUCAGGAGACUCAAAGAAAGUGACCUUUAACCUACAGGUAUCGUUUGAUUCAACACUACCCACAGAGGGCUCUGAUGACGAUGACCAGCCCCCUGUUGAGCCCAGAACUGACACAGGAAACCUGGAUACGUCACAGGGAAUUCCAUCACCCUGCAAAACAAAAGAAAUGCUGUACCCAAACCUUAACCUGCUGGAGUCAUUUUCAGCAGAGGCUCCUGAACUUACUGUUAUAUCAAAGGGUUCCCAUGAUGACAACACUGUCCAACAUCAAAGCAUCAAACCGAUUAUGCAGACUGGUAAAGAUAAGCCAGAAUCAUUUACUAUCUCUGCUACAGAUGUAGACAUGUCCACAGCAUAUACAGAGACCGAGAAAGAAAGUGGACGGAAAGCGGAAAACAUUGAUGAUGGUGACAUUAGGGGUGCAGAAUUGUUGACAGUUCAGGAGCCAUUAUUACAUGAAGUCAAGGUUGAAAGAAAGACCUCAUCCAGGUCGGCUGCUGAAAUCAGAGAUAUGUCAGGCAUGGAAAAACUCCUUAGCAGAGAUAUGCAUCAGGACAUCGCAGUGAGACCACCGCCUCUAUGUGACAGUAAACUGAUCAAAGUUGAGGAAGCAAUGUUGCAAGAAGUCAGGAUAAAAAGAAAGACCAUGCCCAGACCAAAUUUAGAUAGUAAAGAUAUGUCAGGGAUGGAAGUAUAUCUCAGUGAAGAUUUAGACCAGGACCUACAACAGAGACCAGCAGAAGUUAGAGAUAUCAUCUUUGGAGAUCAGUUCCUUGAACGGAAACCUAUAACAUCCAGUCAUUCAUUAGAAGAGCACAUUGUCCAGGAGGGAUUCAAACAGGACAGCAAACAGGAAACCCGCUCUUUCUCCUUUGACCAGCAAGACAUGUCCACAGCAGUCCAAACGACAGAACAAGAAGAUAGAUUGAAAGUAGAAGACAAGGGUGACAGUGACAUUUAUGGUGACGAUGACUUUACACAGGGCCAUUCAGCUGGGCCGUUCAGUUCAGAGAAAGUGAGAGCAUUUGACUCAGCACUCACCAUACUCAGCUCUGGGGAGGAUAACCAGGUCCCUGUUGGGACAAGAUCCGACUUAGAGAAUCUGGAUGCCUCAGAGAUUAAACAAUCCCCCUGGAAAAGUACAGAACUGUCAUUUCCCAACUUAAACAUGAAUGACUCAUUUUCAGUGGAUACACCUGAAGUUAGUUGGGUUCCCUCAGAGGACUUACUAGAAGACAACAUUGUCCAAAAGAAAAGCCUGGACCAGAUCAUCUUGACCAGGGAUGAAAAACGAGAAUCAGAUAUGGUCUCCACUAAAGAGGUAGACCUGUCAACAGCAUAUACAGAGACAGGAAAAGGAGACGGAUGGAAAGUGGAACAUAUGGAUGAUAAUGCUGGUCUAAGCACACAAUCAGUGAAAGUUCAUGAACCGAUGUUACAAGAAGUCAGGAUGGAAAAGAAGACCUCAUCUGAACCAGUUGUAGAAGUUAAAGAUAUGUCAGGAACAGAGGCACUUCUCAGUGAAGAUUUAGACCCGGACCUAGAAGAGAAACCAGUAGAAUUUAAAUAUAUUCUUAGUGGAGAUCAUUACGUUGAGCAGAAACAUAUACUGUCCGGUUGUUCAAUUGAUGAGGACAUCAUCCAGGAGGUAUUUGAACAGGUGGUGAGUACACAGGAGAGCAAACAGGAAACCCACUCUUUCUCCAUUGACCAGGAAGACGUGUCCACCGCAGUCAAAGUGACUAAACAAGAAGAUGGAGUGGACGUAGGGGGAGCGGGAGAUGUGGAUGUCCGUAACAUUUACGGUAACACAGACUUCACACAGGGCCAUUCUACUGGUAAAGAAUUGGAAUGCACAGUCACUACAGCGGCACAUCCAGGUGACUCAAAGAAAGUGACCUUUAAUCUACAGGAAAAAGUGUAUACAGCAGUUCCCACACUGGGCUUUGAGGAGGAUGACCAGUCACCUGUUGAGGACAGGUUUGACUUAGAGGGCGUGGAUGCCGCAGAGAUAAAGCCAUCACCCUGCAAAACGGCAGAAAUGUCAUAUCCUAACCUAAACUUGAAAGACUUAUUUUCAGUGGAUAUGCCUGAAGUUAUUUCGGUCAGAUCAGAAUAUUCAUCAGAGGAUAAUAUUUUCAGACCGCAGUGCUUUGAACAGGUCAUCCUGACUGUGGAAGACAAGCGAGAAUCACUUACUGUCACUAAAGAAGUUGACAUAUCCACAGCAUAUAAAGAGACACAAAAAGAAGGUGGAUGGAAUGUGGAAGACGUGGUUGAUGGUGUCAUUAGUGGUGGAGAUUUAAUGACAGUUCAGGAACCAAUGUUAUGUGAAGUCAGGCAUGAAAGAAAGCACACUUCCAGACCAAUUGUAGAAGAUAGAGAUUUGUCAGGAAUGGAGGAACUCCUCAGUAGAGAUUUAGAUCAGUACCCACAAGCAAGAUCAGCACCUCUCUGUGAUGCCAAAGACAUAAACAUUCAGGAACCAAUUAUACAAGAAAUCAGAAUUGAAGGAAAACCCUCUUCCAGACCAUCUGCAGAAGUCAGAGACCGGUCAGGCAUGGAGGAACUUCUCUUUGAAGAUUUAGACCAAUACCUAGAAGAGAGACGUGAAGUUCUCAGUGGGUCACUUCAUGAUGACAUCGACAUACAGCAAACCUUUGAGAAGGGAAUUCUAACCAGGGAUGAUGAGCUAGAAUCACAUGCCUUCCUCAAUAUGGAGGUAGACAUGUCAACAUUAGAUACAGAAACAGAAAAAGUAUACGGUUGGACUGUGGAAAACACGGAUGAUGAUGCCGUUCUUGGGGCAGAGAUAGUUACAGUUCAGGAACCAUUGUUGCAAGAAGUCAAUAUAGAAGAUAAGACUUCAUCUAGACCAGUUGUAAAGGGUAGAGAUAUCACAGAAAUGGUGUCCCUCCUCAGCGGAGACUUAAAUCAGUAUCUUGAACAGAGACCACCAGACGUUUUUGAUGCCAAAGAGAUGACAGUUCACGAACCAAUGUUACAUGAAGUCAGGAUUGAAAGAAAAUCCUCAUCAACCACAGCUGCCGAAGUCCAAGAUAUUUCUAGCAUAGAGGCAAUCCUCAGUGGAGAUUUGGACCAGUACGUUGAACAUGGACAUGGUGAUCUCAGGGUUUUAACACAGGACAACAUCUUCCAACAGCAAAGCUUUGAACAGGUUCCCAUGACCAGUGAUGACGAACAUAAAUCAAGCAUUUACUCCACUAAUGAGGUAGACAUGUUAAGAGUGGAUAAAAAAGCAGAAGAAGAUGGAUGGAAAGGGGAAGACAAUGUUAAUCCUACCAUUAGUGUAGCCCAAUCAGAAAUAUUAUCCCCUGCUCACGAACUGAUGAUGCAGAAACCGCCCUUACAAGAAAUCAUUAUGGAAAGGAAGACCACAUCCAGACCAGCUGUAGAAGUUAAAAGUAUGUCGGGAAUGGAGGCACUUCUCAGUAAAAACAUAGACCCGGACUUAGAACAGAGACCACUAGAAAUAAAACUCAGUGGAGGUCAGUACCUUGAACAGAAACCUGUAAUGUCCAGUUAUUCGUUUGAUGAAGACAUUGACCAGGAGGAAUUUGAGCAGGUGGUGAUAACACAGGAGGUUAAACUGAAAACCCACUCUUUCUCCAUUGACCAGGAAGAUGUGUGCACAGUAGACAAAGUGACUGAACACAGAGAGAAAGUGGGAGACGAGGGUGACGGUGAUAUUUCUGGUGACAAUGACUUAUUGCAGGACUGUUUAGCUGGGGUAGCAUUGGAAAGGUCAGUCACUACAGCAGGACAUUCUGGAGACGCAGAUAACUUGACCUAUAACCUGCAGAGAUCAUUUGAUUCAACACUUGCCACACAGGGCUCUGAGCAAGAUGACCAAGUUCCUUCUGGGACAAUGGCUGACUUAGAGGACUUGUAUGCCACAGAGGUAAAACCAUCACCAUGCAAAACUACAGAACUGUCAUAUCCAAACCUAAACAUGCAGGAUUUGCUUUCAACAGAUGCUCCUGAAGCUAAUUGGAUCUCUCUAGAUGUUCAAAGUGACUUGGCUAAUCAGGGAGUGGUUCACAGCUCAGACAAUGUGGAAUUAACACUCAGACCUGCAGACUUUGAGGCCUUCCAUCCUGAAGCUCUGCACCAGCCGGAGAGACAACUUUCUUAUGGAGACUCUUUGGAGGCCAGUCCUAACAUGGAGGACCAUUCGUCUAGGAAAUCUCCUGACUCUAUAGAACCUAGUCCGACCAGGGACUCCCCCUGUCCCGAUUCACUGGACGGCAGCCCCACGGAGCCGAAAAGUGCCACAGCAGUUCAGGCGGCAAGGAAAUCAGCCGUGUAUGAAGAUUAUUAUUCUCAGCUUAGAGCCUGUCUCGGUGAGGAGCAUGUUAGCAACAUGGAGGAUGAAGAUUAUUCCAAACAGGCUUAUCAAAUGGAAGGUGAGAGUCCCGUCUUGCCAAAGGGGGAACAGGGGGGGAGUUUUGAUCCAAAAACAGCAGGCCCUGAAGGUCCCUCUAUGCCUUUAAAGCUGAGCUUACACGAAGAGGAUGAUAUGGAUGAUGUGGAGGACAUGGAUCUAGAGGAUAGUGAAGCCAGCCAAAAACAGUUCACCCCAGAGGAGGAUAUGUUCAAAAUGGCCACCAAGAUCAAAACCUUUGAGGAGAUGGAGAUGGACGCCAACACUAAGAGAGGAGGGAAAGCAUGUGAAGACUCUGUGUCAUCCCAGUUUGAGGAUUAUGAAGAAUUUCAGUCGAUUGUCGGCCUGAUUGAUACAGAAGCAAAAUCAACCAAGCCCAAAAUGGACACUGAUUUGCUUCAUUCGGUUGAACUUGAAGCUGCUGGUGAAAUCUUGCCCUCACCCCCUGGGAUAGAAACUAAGUUGGAUAGUUCAGUUCAGAGUGAAGCUGACUUCCCUCACAGCAGCCCUUGCCAUUCUCCAUUAGAAAGUCAGGUUUCCGAGCCCUUCAGCCAUUGUUUACUUAUCACAAAACAGGAAACAUAUCACACAGAGAACAUCCGUGACCAUAUCAGUGAACACACUGAGCAGAAUGUGGAUGAAAUGUCAGCUAUGGGGACCCAAAUGGAGGCAGUGGCUGAAUCCCAGGCAGGGGAAGGUAAGUCGGUUACACCAGAGGUGUUGUGCAUUGAAGAUGAAAGCUUGAAGGAGGUGGAGGAAGCAGAUAUCUUGCCUCUUCAGGGAGACCUGGUCCCCUGGAGUGCCCUGCGUGACGAUAACGAUGAUGACGACGAUGAAGCAUUUCACGCACGCGUGGAGGCAGAGGAACAGAGGAUUAUGGAUCUCAUCGAGGACCGCCGUACUCCUGACACCACACCAGGUCGCACACCGACAGAGGAGGGCACGCCCAACCCUUUUCAGUUCCAAGAAGGUAAGUUCUUUGAGAUGACCAGAGGGGGCGCUAUCGACAUGACAAGAAGGAGCUUUGAAGAGGAUGGCGAGGGCUAUGCCUUCUUUCACAUAGGAGAUCACCCAGUUGAUGAAGUCUUGUUUGAGGACACCAAAGAUUGUGUUCGCACAGAUGUUCCUGAAAAAGGGCAGAGUUUUUCUGUUACUGACCUGAAACUCAAGCAGGAAGGUGAGCAAAGCAAAGAUGGUACUGACUCAUUCUUCCAGACCAUACCAUUAGCAGUUGACAAUCAAGGGGGAAAACCAGUGGCGAAACCUAGUACUUCCAUCCAAAUGGAUCCAAAAGCUGAAACUGUCCCUCUUUUGCAAGCUGAAAUGGGAAGCUCCUUGGAAGUCCAAAUAGGUUCUCCUGACCUCCAGGUGUUCCCCACCACUGUUUACUCAGAGCAGAUCCGCCAGUUGUUUGACUCAUCCCCUGAGGAAGAGGACAAGGAGAAGAGCUCUGUCAUUCCGAUGCAGUCCACAUAUCAAGGCACGGUGGAUUCAUCUACUAGCGUCCUGAACGAGUCUGACAUAUCACCAGAUGCUUUGACUAAGGAGGAAACAGGUUUCAAAUCAGAGAUAGCUGUCAACGCUGGUUCACAGAAAUCAGAGCUAAGCCCUGAUCCCAUAUCAACAGUGGAGGAAUCUCUUCACCAGGACAGGAGAACAAGAUCUGAGACAGAUUUUGGAACUGGCUAUCAAUCACAGCAGGAUAGGAACAGGAGUCACUCAGACAGCUACAAGCCUACAACCAAAUCCCAACCUCUCACCUCCAGGCUUCCCAUCACGGCCCACUCCUCGUCAUACUCCUCCUGUUCCCAGCCUGACAACGACCAGCACUCAGACAUACGAGAACCUUCCCCCCGAUCCUCUCUGGAUGCCGAAAGCAGCAGUGGCGGCGACAAUUGCAACAGCCCAGAUUCUGUCAUCUUCAGGUACGACGGCCUCACGCCUUGCAGCUCGGACCCAGAAACGAGGGCUUUGCCAGUGCUUCGAAGUUCCUCCGCCACAGAGGAGGUGUUUGAAUCAAGGCCAAUCUGGGAAGACUCUGUGGUGACUCAGAUGCAGCGAAUCUCCGAUGAUGGGACCUCGGAGCGGCCGCAAGUGGAUUGGCAUGACGACACAGACAGAAAAGAGGAGAUGUUGGCCAUUAUUGCGGACCUGCUGGGGUUCAGCUGGACAGAGCUGGCGAGGGAGCUGGAGUUCAAUGAGGAUGAGAUCCAGGGCGUGAGAACGGACAACCCCAACUCCCUGCAGGAACAGAGCCAUGCCCUGCUGCAGCGCUGGGCUGAACAGGAGGGCAAGCACGCCACUGAGGACAGUCUGAUAAAGAGGCUGACCAAGAUCAACCGGAUGGAUAUCGUCCACCUGAUAGAGACCCAGAUGAACAAGGCAGCCCAGGAGCAGACCUCCAGGACCUAUGCUGAGAUAGAAAAGACUCUGGACCAAAGCGAAGUGUCUGUGGCUCUGUCCUUAGUGCAGGAAGAUGCAGACAGCCCUAGACUGGUGAGGAGGGUGGAGUCUUCCCACAGACCGCCCCCGGCCGUCUCGGAAGAGGACCUGUCAGUGGCCUCCCUCCUGGACAUUCCUUCCUGGGCGGAGCCUAUCGGCCACACCCAUUCAGAGAGCAUGCACGGUGACCUAUUGGAGGACCUGGAGAGCACAGCGGAACUGAGCCCCAACCUGUGGACGUCGCAGGAUGCCGUUACAAGGGACUCUGCCGCCAGCGAGCAACCCACAGUGGAAAUGCCAGAGAGUACCGAAACACCAUUGAACCUGAUCCAGAAGUCAACUCCUUCUGAACACAGUCCAGUGAUACCAGACCUUCUAAGCAACACCUCCGAAGGAAUCCAAGUUGAUAAACCAGGAUCUUCACCAAGUGAUCUUCAAGCACCCUUGGAAUCAGGCAGACCUGGCCAGCCUGAUAUGCUGCCAAAAUUUGAACUAAAACCAGAAUUCCAAGCAGAAACUGCAGAAGAACUGGACUCGACGCUUUCAGAAUCCAUCAAAGAGAGUCCCGGAGAUCUUCAACCUUUUGUUCAGUUUGCGGACCUUUUGCCUGACUUGUACAGAAAUCCCACUAAGGUUCUGGAGGAAAUCUCUAGUCUUUAUUGUUCAUCUUCCAAUCAGAUAAAAGAAGAGUCGGCUGAAGUAAGUGUAGCAGCCUCUGUUCCAAGCAAUCUUGCCCUAUCCUAUGAAGGGGAAGCUGAGGGAUUUAGACUGACACCUGAUCUAAUCAAAAUCAUCCCAGAACCUAGCCAAGUUGAAUCUGAUCCAGUAAAUUUUGUCCAAAGCGCUUUUGUUGAAUGCCUAGGAAAAGUCAGAGCAAACGAAUCAGACAUUAAUUGUUCUGUACCUUUGGUAACCAUUGUUGAUGCCAGAGUGUCAGUCGAUACGCCAGAAUCUUCAGAACCGUGCCAAGAUGUGGUAGAACUGUCAUCAGAAUGCAUUGUUCCAACUCAACAGUUUCCAUCACUUGAAAAUUAUGAUGACACAUCAUCAUCACUUGUUUUUAGAGAACCUUUAACUAUAGAAAAACAUCAAUUGAGAUCUCUCCCAGAGAAUGACCAAAAUACUGUUGAUCACAAACAUUCAUACCUCAAACAGGUGUCAGAAACACAGAAAACCAUUGAGAAAAGUCAAUGCCAUGAGUCAUGUGAUGACAAAAAUGCAGUCCUGAAAGAAACACCAACCAGUCAAAUCUCAGCAGAAAAGGAAACUAUUGAGCAAAGCCAAUCUGAACCUCAUGGACCAACCACUAAACCUGACCAGUUAGAUAAAACAUGUAUGGACAAAACACCAGAAUUAGUGUCACAAUUCAGGGAAAGCACUGCCCAUGUGUAUGAAGAACAGUUGCCCUGGUCCCUUUCAGAUGUUACUCAACAGAUGCCAGAAACCGUCAUGGCCACCAGACAUUUUUGCUUCGAGGAGUUAAUCCCACUUCGGAGUCCUGGGAACCUGGACACUUCCCCCCCCAAAAAAGAGGUAAUUUCACAGAUUAGUGAGAAAGCAUCUGAUAAUCUAGUCAGCCCAGGAGAGUCCCCUGUCUCAGAGCCAAGUUCAACAGAACCCAGAACUGAGAUGGUGUCAGCACAGUUUAGUCCCAUAGAACCAAUGACUGAGAUGAGGUCAGCCCAGUCCAGUCCAACAGAACUCAGGACUGAGAUGGUGUCAGCACAGUUUAUUCCCACAGAACCAAAGACUGAGAUGGUGUCAGCACAGUUUAGUCCCACAGAACCAAGGACUGAGAUGGAGUCAGCACAGUUUAGUCCCACAGAACCAAAGACUGAGAUGAGGUCAGCCCAGUCCAGUCCAACAGAACUCAGGCCUGAGAUGGUGUCAGCCCAGUUUAGUCCCAUAGAACCAAGGACUGAGAUGGUGUCAGCACAGUUUAUUCCCACAGAACUAUGGACUGAGAUGAGGUCAGCCCAGUCCAGUCCAACAGAACUCAGGACUGAGAUGGUGUCAGCACAGUUUAGUCCAACAGAACCAUGGACUGAGAUGAGGUCAGCCCAGUCCAGUCCAAUAGAACUCAGGACUGAGAUGGUGUCAGCACAGUUUAUUCCCACAGAACCAAGGACUGAGAUGAGGUCAGCCCAGUCCAGUCCAACAGAACCAAGGUCUGAGAUGGUGUCAGCACAGUUUAGUCCCACAGAACCAUGGACUGAGAUGGUGACAGCUCAGCCCAAUCCAACAGAACCCAUGUCAGAGAUGGUGUCACCUCAGUCCAGUCCAACAGAACCCAUAUCCGAGAUGGUGACAGCUCAGCCCAGUCUAAAAGAACCUAUGGCAGAGAUGGUGACAGCUCAGCUGAGUCCAACAGAACCUAUGGCAGAGAUGGUGACAGCUCAGCUGAGUCCAACAGAACCUAUGGUAGAGAUGGUGACAGCUCAGCUCAGUCCAACAGAAUCCAUGGCAGAGAUGGUGACAGCUCAGCUGAGUCCAACAGAACCUAUGGCAGAGAUGGUGACAGCUCAGCUGAGUCCAACAGAACCUAUGGUAGAGAUGGUGACAGCUCAGCUCAGUCCAACAGAAUCCAUGGCAGAGAUGGUGACAGCUCAGCUCAGUCCAACAGAACCCAUGGCAGAGAUAGUGUUAGCUCAGUCCAGUCCAGCAGAAUCGAUGGCAGAGAUGGUGUCAGCUCAGUCCAGUCCAACAGAACCCAUAUCAGAGAUGGUGUCACCUCAGUCCAGUCCAGCAGAAUCGAUGGCAGAGAUGUUGUCAGCAUGUCUAGAGGUUGUAGCAUACACCCAUGAUGAAGAGUUCUGCAUGGAGUUCAGCAUCCCUCCUAAGUCUACUGCCCAGUUUAGUCCAACAGAACCCAUGGCAGAGAUGGUGACAGCUCAGUUUAGUCCAACAGAACCCAUGGCAGAGAUGCCGACAGCUCAGCUCAGUCCAACACAACUCAUGGCAGAGAUGGCGACAGCUCAGCUCAGUCCAACAGAACCCAUGGCAGAGAUGGUGACAGCUCAGCCCAGUCCAACAGAACCCAUGGCAGAGAUGCCGACAGCUCAGCUCAGUCCAACAGAACCCAUGGCAGAGAUGGCGACAGCUCAGCUCAGUCCAACAGAACCCAUGGCAGAGAUGGUGACAGCUCAGCUCAGUCCAACAGAACCCAUGGCAGAGAUGGUGACAGCAGUUCCAGAGGUUGUAGCAUCCACCCAUGACAGAGAGUUCUGCAUGAAGUUCAGCCUGCCUCCUGAGUCUGCUGAUGAUGUUUCCUCCUCUGUCCUCAAAUGCAAACCUCUGACAAACGUAGAAUUCAUAAGAGGGAGAACCACUCACUUAUUUGAAGACUCUGACUCAGAGACUUAUUUUGACUGUAAGCAGGGCUUCUCAGACUUCUCAGAGACAGAACCGGAUGAACCGAAGCGGAGGGAAAGCUCCGGAGUCUCCCCCGCACGAGAAGACGUGUCUCAUCCUGAAACUCCGGGAGAUACGUCUCAGGAGCCGGCAGCGCUCACGGACUACCUGGCAAACCGCAGACCGGACCGAGACGUCCUGCUGUCUUCAGGCAGUGAGGACUAUGAAGACGCUCCGUACGUCCACCUGCCUCAGGAGUACAUGAAGGAAGAGGGUGAUGCAAUGGCACAAUGUCCCAUGACACUCAGAGAUGACCCCGCUUUGCACAUUGCCUCUCGGGAGAUUCCCUCCUGUGGAGCUUAUGCAGAAUGUGAUGACUCCCAGGCCCGGGGAAUAAGGUGCCAUUUCAAACCAAUCCAUUUGCCACGUCAUGUGUCGCUACGCACCAGUGCUUCCCGUCUCGAAGUAGCUGCGGAGCUGGGUGGGAUGAGUUCAGACGAGGAGGAGUUUCUGUCCACUAGAAUAGUCCGGAGGAGGGUUAUCAUCCAGGCAGAUGAGGUGACAGACAUCCCUCGCCAGACUACGACGACGGAGCAGUACACAGAUGACCGUGGACACACGGUGGUCAGAAAGGUGACUCGUAGGGUGAUCCACCAGGUGAUGUCAUCGGAGAGGGUCCAGGGGGACCAGGUCACGGUCGAGGGGGACACCCCCCCGGAGGAGGUGGAGGAGGGAGACGGGUACUCCAGAGUGGUUAAACGGACGGUCAUGAGGAGCCACGGGGGUCAUGAGGAGCUGACGUUUGCAUCGGACUCCGCGUGUGGGGAGGAGUCUGUCCAAGGUCGUGAGGUCAGCCACGCGGAGCAGAACAUGGUGGUGGAGGGAGAGCGGAUCGAGACGCUUCAUGGUGACCCCGCCCUGACCUCGGAUCUUCCCACGGCCCGGGAUGACUUCACAAAUGCUCUUCAGUACAUAGGGGGCUUUAGCAGAGCUAAUCUUCCCAUAGUGGAGAGAGAGACGGUCAAGGAGGACGGAUCUGUGGUCAGGAGAGCCCGGAUGUGUAAGGGGCGUGCCCAGAGGCGGACAGGAGUGUGGGAGGAGCCAGUGGAAACAGGAAGCAGGUUUUCCUAGAGCAAUUAAAAAACCCUUCAGAGGGGUCGUGACCACAGGACCUCCAGUGCCUCCUUCAUCACCUGACCCGUCGCUACUGAGGAAGAGGAGGGAGAAGAGGGGGAUGAGGAGAAUGGAGGAGAACAGAAGAAACAGUUCAGGCCUCCUGCAUCGCCUCAUUAGCUUUCUGUCCAGCCUCUGACCCCGCCCCUUUGCCUAAAGAUCUACCAAUCCUAUGCAUCAGGCACGUGCAAUCCCAGAGUGCAUCAGUGCACUUAAAUACAACCACCGUCUUCCUGUUUCAACAAUCAAAACUGCUUGGUUUAGUUAUGCUGUUAUUUCCAUAUUUUUCAUUGUGUUUUUUGGCCUUUUUUGUGACCAAAGAGUUAUUUGUUUUGUUUAGACAUAUUGAUUUUAUUUAAUAUCACCAAUCAAUUCUGAUUAGAGUUUUUUUUUGGUCCUUGACACUUUGGUGGAACAAAGACAAAACAUUUAAACCACUCACAUACAUCUCUUCCUACAGAACACAGACAGGAGUCCUAUAUUUGUGCUUCUCCUAGUGCUUGGACUAACUGGCUAUAUAACCUUCACAGCACUGCUGACCACCCCUACAGGUCGUUAGGUGUUGCGUAUAUCACUACAUGAGAACGACAUCACGUCCUCUUCGUCAUAUUGACCUUCUAUUGGCCUUUCUUUAAUGAAGGUCAGUCAAGAUGUCACCUGUAGCAACCCCAAACCUAAUAUCCACUUCCUCUCCGGCUGUUGUUGUUAAAUGUGCGUAUUUUAACCUGUCCUAAGAAGUAGCUAGAAUCAAAAUCUAUUUUUUCUCCAACCCCUCGUAAUCGCAAACCUUUGCGAGCUAGAGUAGGCAUGGUAGCUGGUUAACGGACACCAUCUUCGUGGAUGGUGAAAAUAGCAGUUAAUAAUAUUUUGCGUUGACCCUUUUCUGCCUCUCCCACUUUGGGUUCCAUUCAUGGGUUUAUUACUGUCUCUCUCUACUGCCUAUCUUACUGUCCUUCAUCCGUGUCAUAAUCUAUCCUCCGUAUUUCUGUCUCUAUAAUCGAUUUGUGAUAUUUCUGUCGUAACUUUAUUCUGUGGUAAACCAUUUGUCAGGAUUGUUAAGGUUUUAUGUGUGUUUGAGUGUUUCUGAGUGCAGGUGUGUUUGUGUGUGUGUGUGUGUGUGGGUGUGUGUGUGCGAGUCAGACCCAAAUUGCUGCUAUGAAAGGAGUGACUGGUUUCAAAAAGCGGCAGUUGCUUUGACUAUUUCUUAGUGUUUUAUCUGAGUUCUUUUGUUGUUGUGCGUUUUGGUUUGAGUCCAGUACAUGGGCAAAUGGUUUAGUUUGUUGAUUUCUUGGGGACUUGUGUGUUUCCUUUGUUUUUUUCUGAUGGUGGACACACUGUGAACAAGAUGGUGGGGUCUCGCGUUGACACUCCUCAGAGAGGAGCAAUGGGUCCCUGUGAGUACCCUAAUCCCCAUGAAGACCCCUGGGGCCUUGGAGAGUAAUGAACUACAUAGGGAAUAGGAUGCCACUGGGAACGCACCGCUAAACUGGUACCAGUGUUACUCAGAGGGUCCCUAAUUUGAUUUAUGUAAUUAUUGGUUAUUAAACGGCCCUUGAAAGUUUGAGAAGUUUGAGGUGUGUGUGUGUGUGUGUGUGUGUGUGUGCGUAUGAGAAAGAGGAAAUGUAACAUGAGCAGAGGAACUGAACUUUAUUUCACUACAUCCACAUUGCACUCCUGCUCUUUGCUUGUCUACACACGACACAGGAAAUUGUAUGCUCAGCCAAUCAGGAAGGUCCACCUGGGCGGGACACAGUAUUCGCAGCCAGUAGUGCAACCCCAUAGGGCUGGGUACUGUAUGUCCAGCCAAUGGAAAGGUCUGUGGGAGGGGACGGGGGGACGUGUAAGGGCACUGCAUUACUCACAGCUCUGUUGUAGCAUCGAUUAUGUAUCUACUUCACUGACAUCACUGUUUCCUCUGAGUGCAAAACAAAAAGUUAUGAUACAAAUGCGAAUCUGGUGAACGUUCACUGUGAUGGGUCAGUCUGCUUGUCAUUUAGCAAAUCGGCAUCCUGUUUCCGUGGUGAUGACAGUUCUAUACAUAUAUGAAGUUAUACAUAUAUAAAUAUCUAUGAGGGCAUGUUUGAGUUUACCGAAUUACAAAUGGCUGCAGUGUGUCUUUGGCUGAUAGAGAAUAAAAUGUACAAGUGUAAAACUGA
Molecule: messenger RNA, 22015 nt
Organism: Esox lucius (northern pike)
Lineage: Eukaryota; Metazoa; Chordata; Actinopteri; Esociformes; Esocidae
Product: ankyrin-2
Exons: 54
Coding region: 873-19817 (6314 amino acids)
Biological process (GO): signal transduction
Molecular function (GO): protein binding
Source: RefSeq, a predicted model, not a curated record